UAAAGCCAGGACAGCAAGCCUGUAAAACACGUUCCGCAAAGCCUUCCAAUCCAGUCUCUUCAGCCGGAGCAGCAGAUCAGGUCUCUGCACCCUCACCCGGCACCGCAUUCCCGUUCGCAUUCCCCACUCUGGAAACCAUUUUUUUUUUUUUUAGUUGUUUUUAUUUGAGUGCUGAGUUCGCGGCUCAACAGGCGAGAGAGUCGGACAGUUUCUGGGAUGGAUGCUGCUGAGAGAACCGCCCCGGAGAGCCGGCUGGAGAGGAGCAGCCACACGGCGUUCAUUGACAACAACACACUGUAUGUGUGGGGAGGUUACCAGGUGAGCAAGGUUGUUGCUGGAGAGGACGUCAUGUUGCCCAGUGAUGAGAUAUGGCUCUGUGAUUUAGACAGCGGGACGUGGGAGUGGCGGGAGAUCACUGGAGACAAACCCCCAGACUUAUCAGGCUUCUGUGGCUCUCAUGUUAACGGCGCACUCUACAUCUUUGCAGGUUGCGACUCCCUUGGAUACACAAACCAGAUGUUCAGCGUUGACCUUACAGAGCAGCACUACUCAUGGCAGAGGGUGACCGACACUGUGGGAACGACACCAUCACCACGAAACAAACACUCCUGCUGGGUUCACGGAGACAGAUUGAUCUACUUUGGUGGAUAUGGAUGUAAGACAAUGGGGGAGGUACGAAACACAUCGUCGGCAAGCUUUGUCGUGGAAGAGAUGUCCUGGACAACAAUUGGAAAUGCCUUAUUCAGGUGCUGGGGCUGGAACAAUGAAGUCAAUGUUUUUGACACACACACUGCUACGUGGAGCAUGCCAGAGACUCAGGGUCCGGUUCCUGCGCCCAGAGGCUGCCACUCUAGCGCCCUUGUGGGGAACAAAGGUUACAUAUCUGGUGGCGUGGAAACAGCAGAAUUGGACAUGUUCUGCUUGGACCUGGGAACCUGGACCUGGACUCAAUUUGACGUCUCCCAGUCCUGUACGCCUCUGGGGCGCUCUAUGUUCACCAUGACGCCCGUAUCAGAUCACACACUCUUCAUAUACGGAGGUCUCGGCACAGACGGAAACACUCUCAAUGAUGCCUGGCAGUUUGACACUCAGAGGAAAGAGUGGACCGAGAUGACGCACCCACACAAGGACAAGCCCAGGGUGUGUCACACAGCGUGCCUGGGAAGUGACAACGAUGUUGUUGUGUUCGGGGGAAGCAGCAACAUGCGGAUCCUCAUGGACUCGGUGGCUGUUCUGAGGGCUCCAUCACAAGAUCACUGCAGAGACGUGUUCAUCUUCCAGACCCAGCCAUACUCCCUCUUCAGAUUGUGUGAGGACUUCAUAGGAAGAAACCCGGAGCUGUUUGGGAAGCAGCUGAACUGGCUCCCAUCAAAGCUACGUAGCAAAAUCGAGAAGCGAGUUGCCUUUUUCUCCUCUGCCACGCCUGUUCUCACAGCUUGAAGAGGUGUUUUUAGUGACAAUAUUCUGAGCCAGUCAGUUAUUACAAAAAAUGUUUUCAUUCUUUGUGUCAGGAAUGUCUGUAUUUGUGUUUAAAUGAUUUAAAAAGAACAUGGUGCUAAAGUUGCAUUGUUUUUAACUUAAGAAACCUAAUGUGUAAAUUAAGUAUUUUUUGCCUUAUUUUAAACAAUUCAGUUUAGAUUAUGUCAAAUUUUACUCCAUAUAGUGAUUUGAUGAUGUGCAAUCUGUUUUUGAAUAAAGGUAUUGAUAUGUUGUAUAUUA
This is a messenger RNA of Dicentrarchus labrax (European seabass), 1719 nucleotides long. RefSeq names its product kelch domain-containing protein 1. Gene Ontology annotation, molecular function: protein binding. The transcript has 13 exons. Lineage: Eukaryota; Metazoa; Chordata; Actinopteri; Moronidae. The record is from RefSeq and is a predicted model, not a curated record. The coding region runs from base 217 to 1440 and encodes 407 amino acids.